AUGGCGCCACAUGACUCUGCUUCCAGAGAUACAGGCGUCAGGAAGACGGCAUGGAGACGCUCUAAACGACUCCUCUUCGAUUUGAUUAUUUUGCUCAUAGUGCCUAUUGGUGGUUAUAUCUCUGCUUUAUCAUUGUGUGCCCUACUUUCUGGGGUUGGGACAGACGUUUGUGGAAUGGACCUCGACAGACGGCUGCCAAAACCACAUCGUCAUUUCGAGUCCUUAAUGUUGGAGAUCAAGCCAUGUGAUAUGAUGGCACGAUUGCGAUCUUCCUUUGUGAACAAGUAA
This is a messenger RNA of Botrytis porri, 288 nucleotides long. RefSeq lists its product as uncharacterized. Bases 1 to 288 code for a protein of 95 amino acids. The record is from RefSeq and is a predicted model, not a curated record. The transcript has a single exon. NCBI's taxonomy places the organism in Eukaryota, Fungi, Ascomycota, Leotiomycetes, Helotiales, Sclerotiniaceae.